Messenger RNA from Alternaria novae-zelandiae, 795 nucleotides. RefSeq lists its product as uncharacterized. Bases 1 to 795 code for a protein of 264 amino acids. NCBI's taxonomy places the organism in Eukaryota, Fungi, Ascomycota, Dothideomycetes, Pleosporales, Pleosporaceae. The transcript has a single exon. The record is from RefSeq and is a predicted model, not a curated record.
AUGUCGUCGCAGAACCAGCAGCAUGACACAACCGUCUGGAUCUGGCCGACGGGCCUGUUCCCUCGCCGGAUCGUAUACUACCUUCGCGCAAAGAACAUCACGUCUUUGAUGCUUCAAGAGAAGAACAUACAUCUUAUCCCCAUCUUUCUUGACAAAGAUCCGCCGACGCCAGACCUCGUCCCCCACACCGGCCUCGAAGCCCGUCCUACCGGAACGUCGGUGCCGGCAUUGCGUAUCACACAUGCCGAUGGCACGGUCUUCUGGAUAUACGAGUCGAAUGCGAUCAUGGAGUACUUCGAAGAAGUCUUCAGCGUGGACAAUGGGUAUCUGGACGUAAGGGGUGCAACCAUACAACAACGAGCUCGGACGAGAGACAUCUUGAGUCUGCUCUCCGAUGCCAUCACUUGGAGCAACGUUGCGCUUGUACAUUCGGAUCCGAACACGUUGUCCUGGUCGGGCUUGACGGAGGAUGAGAUGAGUGAGAGUGCGGCAAAGCAUGCGCAUGGCAAGCUUCACAUGCUUCUGUCGCGGUUGGAAGCUCGGAUACAAGGAGACGUGGUUGGCAACAAGAGCCAGAGCUUGAGUGGUGAUGGCGCACACGUCACAUUAGCGGACAUUUGUGUCAUGGCCCAGGUGAAGUAUAUGCAGGAGAUGUAUGGUCUCGAUUGGGUGGCCGAACAUGGGGUGUUGAGGGUCUGGUAUGAUAGAAGUAAGGCACAGAGUUGGGUUCCCAGUAGGAGUGCGCUACAGGAAGUUGAGGAAACCGGGGAUUGGACCGGGAUGCUUGGCAUGUAA